Molecule: messenger RNA, 2088 nt
Organism: Esox lucius (northern pike)
Lineage: Eukaryota; Metazoa; Chordata; Actinopteri; Esociformes; Esocidae
Gene: npy2rl
Product: neuropeptide Y receptor Y2, like
Exons: 5
Coding region: 536-1849 (437 amino acids)
Biological process (GO): G protein-coupled receptor signaling pathway
Cellular component (GO): membrane
Molecular function (GO): neuropeptide Y receptor activity
Source: RefSeq, a predicted model, not a curated record
CACUUAACUUACCGGAUUUGCCAUGUUCAGUCUUUCUCCGUUCAGUUCGCGCGGUGAGGGUGAAUGGAUGUAACCGUGGAUUCUUGCGCCGGGACACAUCUGCGUUUGUUGAACCUGGAUAUUGAAGAGACCAGUGUCGCACGAAUUUCAUGAUAUAUUUCAACCGAUUGAAAACGGACAGAAGGUGUAAAUAGACUUUUAAAAAUCAAACGGAUUUCAGUGAAAGAUUUAACGAACAUCAAACUCAAAUCAAAGCUUCUGACCUAUAAUAAAAUAUAGCUAAUAACUGGGCGAAAUAAUUGGAUAAUUACAACGCAAAAAAAUAGCAGUAGUUAUACAAUAUAAUAGGUUAUAAUCAGACCUAUAUGGAAUUAUUUAGCCCAAAACUAUGGAUUGCAGAUCUCGACAUCUAACUGUAAGUGGAUUUGACAUCUGAGAGUGACGAGGGAGAGUCCAUCCCUCUCUGUGCACAUUUGUGUGUGUGUGUGUGUGUGUGUCGGACGGACGGCCAGAUAUGUGACAAGAAACCAGAAAAAUGGAUUACCUCUCUCCCACGAACACCUCCCAAGAUGCCGCUCUUCUCUUCUCCGACGCCGGCCUUCAUGGCAACGACCUCUACCCCGGUUACCACGGCUACGACCCCGACAUCGACGAGGCCACGUCGGAAGCCUCGCCACCCCUGCCGCCACACUACGGGGACGCCCCCCCGCUGGGUCUGGGGGACCUGGGGGGGUACGGGGACAGCUCUCUGGCCGGACUGGGGGACAGCACCAAGCUGGUCGGGGUGCAGGUGGUUCUGAUCAUGGCCUACAGCACCAUCAUCCUCCUGGGGGUCCUGGGGAACUCCCUGGUCAUCUACGUGGUGUACCGCUUCAAGACCCUCCGCACCGUCACCAACUUCUUCAUAGCCAACCUCGCUGUCGCGGACCUGUUGGUGAACACAUUGUGUCUCCCCUUCACAUUGGUCUACACUCUACUCGGGGAGUGGAAGUUUGGCCAGGUUCUUUGUUUCCUGCUUCCCUACGCGCAGGGAUUGGCCGUCCACGUUUCCACUGUGACACUGAACGUCAUCGCCCUGGACAGACACAGGUGCAUAGUUUACCAUCUGGAGACGAGGAUGAGGAAGGACGUGUGUUUCUGGGUGAUCGGCAUCACAUGGGUCAUGAGUGCAGUUCUGGCCAGCCCGCUGGCCAUCUUCAGAGAGUAUGGCACCUUUAGUUUGGCUCCUGGUCAGUCUAUACAGGUUUGCACGGAGAAGUGGCCCGGCAGCUCCACGGACGGCACCGUCUACUCCAUAUCGAUGCUCCUGCUCCAGUACGUGCUGCCCCUCGCCAUCAUCUCCUUCGCCUACGCCCGCAUCUGGUCCAAGCUGCGCUCCCACGUGUCGCCCGCCGGCCGCAACGACCGCCACCGCCGGCGCCGCAAGACCACCAAGAUGCUGGUGACCAUGGUGGUGGUGUUCGCCGUCAGCUGGCUGCCGUUCCACGCGUUCCAGCUGGCCACGGACAUCGACAGCUCCGUCCUGGACAUGCGGGACUUCCGGCUGCUCUACACGCUGUUCCACGUGGUGGCCAUGUGCUCCACCUUCGCCAACCCCCUCCUGUACGGGUGGAUGAACAGCAACUACCGCACGGCGUUCGUGACGGUGUUCCGCUGCGAGCAGAGGAUGGACAGCGUUCACCCAGAGGGAGGGAGAAGGAAGGGCGGAGGAAAGGGAGGCGAGGGGGCGGGGAAGGCCGGGGUCAGGGGAGACGGGGGGAAAGAGGGAGACGAAGAAGAAACUAGGGCGACUAUUGACCUGGAGGCGCAGGAUGUGGGGACCAACCCUCUCAAAGCCACCGACCUCUGAGAGAGUGAUGAAGACAGAGAGAAUGACAGAGAAGAUAGAGAGAGCGACAGGAAGAGAAGACAGAGAGAGAAUAACAAUAGAGAGGGCAGACGCGGGAGUAGAAGGAGAGAAGGACAGACAGCGAGUGAAGGAGCAGAAUAAACGAGAGCCAGGCGGAAUGAGUGACAGCGAGAGUGCUGAGGGAGGGAGAGUGCAUGUGAUGAAAGAGUGAGGAAGGGAGGGAGAGUGCAUGUGAUGAA